Messenger RNA from Ficedula albicollis (Collared flycatcher), 1209 nucleotides. It is a transcript of the gene TMEM100, whose product is annotated as transmembrane protein 100. NCBI's taxonomy places the organism in Eukaryota, Metazoa, Chordata, Aves, Passeriformes, Muscicapidae. Gene Ontology annotation, biological process: cellular response to BMP stimulus. The coding region runs from base 356 to 760 and encodes 134 amino acids. The record is from RefSeq and is a predicted model, not a curated record. The transcript is spliced from 3 exons.
UGAAUUUGCUCCGGUCCCUUGAUUGUUUCGUUCUCACCGAGAACUUUGUUUACAGUCCCUUGUGGGGGCGAGCUGCAUCCCCUCUUAUGCUGGCUGCGGGCUGGUGGCCGCCGCAGUCCCGCCCGGCGGCCGGGAGGAAACGUCCAUGCUAGAAUAUUGACACCUCCAGUUCAUCAUUCAGCAACAUCUGGCACUUCAAAGACUCAAGCAGCUCCUUGUGCCUUGAAUUGUCAUACAAGACAUCUCCAGCACUCUUCCUCUGCUUUCUGAGUCAAGGAUCUGUUACCAUGGGUUUCUCCUGGAUCUGUGCAGAGCCUGCUCUAGCCUAGGAACGGGCCGAGCCAAGCCGGUCAAGAUGACAAACGAACCUAUCAAAGAGAUCCUGGGCACCCCGAAGCACCCUGAUUCUGCAGCCACAGAGAAGAGUAACAACAAUGACUGUGUGGUAACCACCAUCCCGCUGGUCAGCGAGUGCCAGCUGACGGCAGCCACGGGGGGAGCGGAGCUCUCCUGCUACCGCUGCACCGUCCCCUUCGGCGUGGUCAUCCUGAUCGCCGGCGUCGUGGUCACCGCCGUGGCCUACAGCUUCAACUCCCAUGGAUCCAUCAUCUCCGUCUUCGGGCUGGUCCUCCUGUCCUCAGGACUCGUCCUGCUGGCCUCCAGCGCCGUGUGCUGGAAGAUCAGGCAGCAGAGCAAGAAGGCAAAGAGGCGGGAGAGCCAGACAGCGCUCGUGGCAAACCAGAGAACCUUGUUUGGCUAAAAGCAGCCAAGAGAAGGCUGGGCAGAAGGCAGAACCUUUGUAAGUCAACUUGGCUAUUUAUUGGAGACAUUGCAGAUUUUAAUUUAACUGUGGAAACGAACUGAAAUGAAAAUGGAAUGGAUUAAGAAAUACUUGUAACAACUCUGCAAGUGCUCUCAAUGUAUUUCUUACUGCAAACUUGGUAGUGAUUCUUUCCAAGACAGAGGAAAACUCCUUUUUCCUUCACAGAAAACUGUGUCACAUAACUGCAGCCAUCCUAACCGUGUUCUGCAACAUGCUGAUUGUGUUGGAAACAGAACUUGUGGGAACUGAGAAAAUAAUUUGAACUGUCUUGAAAUGCAAGAAGUCUCCUAAAACACUGACAUUUGACCAAGGGAGAAGUCAUAGCGUUUGAAGUGACUACAAGCUUAUGGCCAGAGUAUCUGAGACUUAAACUGUAGCUCAAAAAA